GCUGAAGAUCUUCCGAGCUCUUGAGUUUCGGUGUUCCAUGUUUUCAUAAGUCCCCCCAUCACCAUCCUAACUAUUUGGCUAUCAACUAAACCACCAUCACCAGGACAUCAUAUUUUCACCGUUUUCCAAAGUCUUCUCUCUGUUACUUUCUUUUCCUGUUCAGUUAUCUUUAGCCUAUCCGGUUCCAAUACAUAAGAGAGAGAUGGCGGCGUCAGCAGCAGCCGGGGGUGUUGGAGGAGAGGCAUGGAAGGCGCACGUGGCCAUGGCAUUCGUUCAGCUCUUCAAUGGAGGGUACCAUGUUAUAACCAAGGUGGCCCUCAACGUUGGGAUCAACCAGCUCGUCUUCUGCGUCUUCCGCAACCUCAUUGCCCUUUCCAUCCUUGCCCCCGUCGCCUAUAUCCGGGAAAAACGCGUUCGGCUGCCAAUGACUAGAGGCCUCCUGAUAUCAUUUUUCUUUCUUGGGUUAACUGGGAUUUUUGGCAACCAGCUUUUGUUUCUUAUUGGUCUUGGCUACACAAAUCCAACCUAUGCUGCUGCCAUACAGCCUUCAAUUCCUGUCUUUACAUUUCUAUUGGCUGCAAUGAUGGGUACAGAAAGAGUCAACUUGCUUCGAACUGAAGGUCAGGCCAAGGUUGGAGGUACACUCGUAUGUGUUUCUGGUGCCAUACUAAUGGUUAUGUUCCGCGGCCCAGCCUUGAUUGGAACUACAGAAACAGACUUUGCAGCACAAAGUGAAAUAAGUGCUAGGGGUCAGCCAGAGCCUUCUGGAUGGUUCAUGUCUAGUUUUAUGGAGAUUGGAAUUGACCAUUUUCACCUAGGGGUUUUAUGUUUAAUUGGGAACUGUAUGUGCAUGGCUACAUUUCUAGCCAUUCAGGCUCCAGUUCUGGCGAAGUAUCCUGCUAGCCUGUCAGUCACGGCAUAUUCACAAUUCUUUGGUGCUCUGUUGAUGGUGACAUCAGCAUUCUUUAUGAACAAUGAGUCAACGGGCUGGAGUUUGACAAAGUCUGAGCUUUUUGCUGUCAUUUAUGCUGGAACUGUUUCAUCUGCUCUUAAUUAUGGACUCCUAGCGUGGAGCAAUAAGAUCUUGGGCCCUUCAUUGGUAGCUCUCUACAAUCCACUCCAACCUGCAGUUUCUGCCUUCCUUUCAAGGAUUUUUCUUGGAAGUCCUAUCUAUUUGGGAAGUGUUAUAGGGGGCUUUUUAAUUAUUGCUGGUCUUUAUUUGGUCACAUGGGCAUCUUAUAGAGAAAGACAAGCAAGUUUGGGGAUUGUUCCUCAUAUUGUUCCGGCUACUGAACCGCUCCUUCUCAAAGAUCCAUCGAUUAACAAGAUCUCAUACCAAAGUGGUCAUAUUUUCUCCAGGCCCUCCACCUCACUGCCAAAAUCCUCAGAUUAAGCCAAUUUGUGAUGGAGAGGUGAAUCUGAAGUUCUAUCAAAUGUAUUAUGAGUGGUGCUACUUACAUUGUCGGAAACACGAAAAAGCUCAACAAAUACUUACUAGUAUGAGAAAAAAAAUUUAUUCACAUAUCUAUUUAUUGACAUAUUAAAUAUAUUGUUGAUACGAAAGUUUGUUUACACAAACUUAUGAGUAGCAUAAUUCUAAUUCUAACAUAGACUUCUCCUUACUGUCCUGCAUAACCAAUGUAUAUAGUAGUUAAUUUGGAUGAAUUUACUUCUUAAUUCAUGCACAA
This is a messenger RNA of Juglans regia (Persian walnut), 1688 nucleotides long. Its product is annotated as WAT1-related protein At4g19185-like. The record is from RefSeq and is a predicted model, not a curated record. The coding region runs from base 203 to 1393 and encodes 396 amino acids. Lineage: Eukaryota; Viridiplantae; Streptophyta; Magnoliopsida; Fagales; Juglandaceae. Gene Ontology annotation, cellular component: plasma membrane. The transcript is spliced from 8 exons. Gene Ontology annotation, molecular function: transmembrane transporter activity.